Messenger RNA from Colletotrichum abscissum, 1293 nucleotides. RefSeq lists its product as uncharacterized. The record is from RefSeq and is a predicted model, not a curated record. The coding region runs from base 1 to 1293 and encodes 430 amino acids. Lineage: Eukaryota; Fungi; Ascomycota; Sordariomycetes; Glomerellales; Glomerellaceae. The transcript has a single exon. Gene Ontology annotation, cellular component: nucleus; cytoplasm.
AUGCAUUACAUACGGCUCCUACGAGCACCAACGCUCACACGCGAAGACAACAGGAAACACCCCUGGUCCCUCAACGUCGUCUUCACAAUCACAACCGACCUCGGCGACUCUUUCCUCACACCAGAAGACAAUGACCCCGUCAAGAUCAAAGUCUCCGCCGGGUGGGAGCAUCAGGAUCGGAAGCAACAACAGAAUGAGGAAUCAUCAAGGAAGCAGAACAGUGAACCCAUGACGCUAGCUGCUGAGAAGGUCCUGCGCUGGACACCAGGCAUGCGCGUCCUCAAAGCCGACAUCCCAGCUCAACAUAUCCCGGGGCGGGGACCCCUCCCCAACACCAACGGUCUCGGUCCGCUGAAGGUACGCAUACGCGCCGAGGGUGAUAAGUCAGCCGACACGGCGAUGAGCGUGAGCAUCGCGGGGUUCGAGGGCGAGUGCGGCAAGAUCCUGCCCCUCUGGGCAGACGUGCAGACACCAGGCUCCGAAGGGCCGACGACCUGCGUCCGGAGACUCAACCACGGAGAUCGUCCUUCGGAGCCAGUGCUUGAGAUUGAGGAGGAUAUUGGGGAGAGUAUCGCGCGGCAUAUCUGGGAUGCCGGGUUGAUGGCCGUGUCUGGGCUGUGGCAGGUCAGCACGCGCGAGAGCUUCGCUGCGGAGAAGCACCCGUGGCGCAUGAAGAAGUUUCACAGCCUUCUCUUCGGGGAUGAGCCGGUGAAUAUCCUCGAGCUCGGAUGCGGUGUCGGUAUCCUGGGCAACGGGCUGGCGCAGCUCUUGUCGGAUGCGGAUCCCAAGGGCGAGGGUGCCAUCCUCAUGACGGAUUUACCUGAGGCCGAGCACCGCGCCUCCGCGAAUAUCGACAGGCUUGUGGCGAACGAGGCGGCGAGUAUUCAUCCGCGGUAUGAGAACCUCGACUGGGACGACGGUCGGAAGGGGGCGUUUGGGCCGCUGGUCAAGGCCAAGACGUGGGGCGUCAUUGUCAUGAGCGAUUGCACGUACAACGUGGACUCGCUGCCUUCUCUGGUAAAUACAUGGACGGCGGUCCACGUGCACAACAUCUCGAAGAGCGCGAAGGAGAGUGUGCAGACGUGGGUGUACAUUGCGUGGAAGAAGCGGCAUCCGGAUGAGAAUGAGUUCUGGAACCAGGUUGACAGCCAGGGGUGGACUCUACACGAGGAAGAUGUUGUUGAUUUGCCGGUGCUCGGCGGCGAGACGGAGAAGAUCUUUACGUAUCUGUUCAGCAUGAAGUCUACAAUGUUUGAGCUUGAUGAGGAGAAGGGAGUCUGGAAGUGCUCAUAG